AUGCAACUGUCUCCUGUGUCCUCUGAUGGUCUCCUCGAUCUCCAAGCCUUUGAAGCACUUCUUACCCCGGACACAGCGUUAGUCAGCAUUCCCUUCGCUAAUGGAGAAAUCGGCGCAGUGCAGCCAAUAGACAAGGUAGUUGCUGCAGUUCGGAGGGUUUGUCCUUCUGCCUUUAUUCAUUGUGAUGCCUCGCAAGCAUUAGGGAAGGUGCCUGUACACCCCAUGGACUUGGACAUUGACUUACUUACGAUUGCCGGACAUAAGGUAUAUGCACCUAAGGGGAUAGGGGCCCUUUAUAUCCGCAAGGGUCUACAACUGUCUCCUCUUAUACUAGGGGGGGGACAAGAGAGGGGACUCAGAGGUGGUACGGAGAACGUGGCAUUUGCCAUGGCUUUAGGGACGGCCUGUAAGCUAAUCAAGCAGAGUUGGGAGGCAGCAAAGUGGCCUCUGUCCCCAGAGGCGAUCUCUGCUGCUGCUGCUGCUGCUGCUGCUUCUACCAGCGUAGCAGCAACAAACGGCAAGUGCGUGCAAGAUGAUCCCCCCCACCCCAGCAAGCUGGCGUUUGUUGCUAAGGUUUUUGUUGAUCGUUUGUGGGCUUCUUUAGAGGCGAAGACAUCUGUCCAGAGACAGAAACUUGGGUCUGCUCUGCGAUUAAAUGGUCCCCUUGGAGCAGCCGAUCCCUCUGUGCAGCAGCAAUGGCUGCCAGGGACAAUUCAUCUCUCUGUCCGCGGUGCAUACGGCUUUGAUAUAGCUAAAGGCCUCGCAGAAGAAGAAAGGGUGUUUGUAUCUGCUGGUGUAAGUUGCCAUCAAGGGAAGACUGUCUCUGGCACUCUCUUAGCGAUGGGCCAUAGCAGCGAUUGGGCCCUUGGUUCUCUUCGUAUAAGUGUAGGGAGGGACACUUCUGUCUCCGAUGCAGUAAAGGCAGCAGAGAAGAUGGCAACAUAUUUAAUUAAUCAUAAAUUGCUGCAUCUUUAA
This is a messenger RNA of Eimeria maxima, 975 nucleotides long. Its product is annotated as cysteine desulfurase, putative. Bases 1 to 975 code for a protein of 324 amino acids. Lineage: Eukaryota; Apicomplexa; Conoidasida; Eucoccidiorida; Eimeriidae. Gene Ontology annotation, molecular function: cysteine desulfurase activity. The transcript is spliced from 8 exons. Gene Ontology annotation, cellular component: cytosol; mitochondrion. The record is from RefSeq and is a predicted model, not a curated record. Gene Ontology annotation, biological process: iron-sulfur cluster assembly.